Messenger RNA from Vicugna pacos (alpaca), 4108 nucleotides. RefSeq lists its product as uncharacterized. Gene Ontology annotation, cellular component: nucleus. The record is from RefSeq and is a predicted model, not a curated record. NCBI's taxonomy places the organism in Eukaryota, Metazoa, Chordata, Mammalia, Artiodactyla, Camelidae. Gene Ontology annotation, biological process: regulation of transcription by RNA polymerase II. Gene Ontology annotation, molecular function: sequence-specific DNA binding; DNA-binding transcription factor activity, RNA polymerase II-specific.
UAGAGACAGACAGUAUUACCAAAUAUGCUGGAAGCACAGUGAGGUCAAACAAACCAAAAAAUCAGAGCUUGGAGCAGAGAAAGUUGUAUUGCAGGGUCAAGUAAGGAGAAAGAGUGGGUCAUGCUCAAAAAACCCGAACUCCCUGAUGGUUUGUGGGGAGAAGUUUUCAUAGGCAAAAUUUGGGCUGAGGGCUGAAGGGUGUGUUGGUGGUGAGGUAACAGGGUGGUGUUUCAGGAAUCUUGUACUCAGCCUGAAGUUACCAUCCUCCACUUGCUGGGGGAGGGAGGCACUUAAUUCCAGUAGAACGCAUAGACGUGUUGUAUAUUCCUUGAGGAACCAGGAUCCUGCUUUAAUUGUUAGCUUAUCGUUUCUUGACUGCUCCUUCUUUGUUUCGGCCUCCCCUCACUAGUAACUGUUUGAAUCUGCCCUCUAGUAUUGAAGGAAGGUCUAAGAGGCUGAAGCCUAUUUCCUACAAACAAGACAGGGAGACACAGAAAAGAUGUACACCCAAGAGGGUUCCCGAAUGUCCUACUCGGUUUCAGCAGUAACUUAAAAUUAGCAGGAAGCAACGAGGCUUCACAGAAGAAGAAACAGAGUGAUGCAUUUACAAACCCUUGAAAACCCAGGAGGACAGCGAGAGGAACCCUGGCCCCGCCCCAGCCUGGCCUCUCUCCCCGCCCCAGCUCUGGCCCCGCCCCAGCUCUGUCUCUUUCCACCCCUCUACGUUCCCGCCCCGUCCAGGCCCCGCCUCCAGGUCGCCCCGCCUCUUCCUUCGCGCCAGCGCGCCGUUUCCUGCAGACCCGGAAGCGGUUACCGGGAGCGGAGUUCACCCUACCAAGCGAUUGAAUUCUGAAGACUCAUGUUCCCCGAGGAAGAAGCCGGGAAGAGAAGGAAAAGGAAAGAAAAGAGGUCAAGAAAGACUCUGUCUCAGCGAUGGUUGACAUUCAAGGAUGUGGCCAUCGAAUUCUCUCCGGAGGAAUGGGAGUGCCUGGACCCUGCUCAGCGGACCUUAUACAGGGACGUGAUGUUGGAGACCUACAGGAACCUGAUCUCUGUGGAUACUGCCCCUAAAUGUGUGAUCAAGGAACCACCACCAAAAGAGAGCCAUAAUACGGGGAAAACACUGCACACAGCGUCUCUGGAAAGCCAGGAGCACCGUGCCCUCCAAGAGGACGGCUGCAGGGAAAUCUGGAAAAACCAGCAUGACUCUGAGCACCAGGGGAGACAUGAUGAAAGAAACUACAAAGGCGUGCCUGGGACCCGCAAAACACCCCUCACUGGUGGAAGAGCUCGGUGUGGUCCAAGAGAUGAAGAGAACAAGCCUGUGGACCACAGGCCUGGACUAAGCUUUGGGUCACAUCUGGCGGAACUGUCGGUAUUUCAAACUGAAGGGAAAUUUUGCGACUAUAAUGAAGUCGAGAAGUCUGUCACGAGUGGUUCCUCGUCGGCAGCACCUCAGAGAUUUCUUCCUAGUGUCCAAAGCAACAUUUGUGAUGAACGUGGGAACAGUUUCUUGCCUUCUUCCUUACUCACAGGAGAGCAGAAAGCCCACAUGAGCGAAAGACCUUACAAAUGUGGUGAGUCUGACCAAGCCGCGGAUUGCGGCUCACACCCCACCAGACCUGAGAUACUCCACGCCAGAGAGAGAGGGAGUAAAGGUGAUGUGUGUGGAGGCGUCUUUAGUCACACUUCACACCUAGCAGGUCAUCACAGAAUUCAGACUGAAGAGAAACAUGACCAAGGUGAUGAGUGGGGCAAAGCCUUCCGUGAGUGGUCAGGCCUGACUCACCCUCAGGGACUCCAGACCGGGGAGAAACCUCACCAGUGUACUCAGUGUGGCAAGACCUUUCAUCAGAGCUCACAUCUCACUCGGCAUCAGAGAAUCCACACGAGAGCGAAACGUUACAAGUGUGACGUGUGCGGUAAGGCCUUCAGUUACAGCUCACACCUCAUACGUCAUCACAGGGUUCACACCGGGGAGAGGCCUUACCAGUGCCACAAGUGCGGCAAAGCCUUCAGCGUAUUUUCAAGUCUUAAUUAUCACCAGGUCGUCCACACAAAAGAGAAACCUUACAAGUGUAACGAAUGUGGCAAAGUCUUCAGUCAGAGCUCCAGCCUGUCCAGUCACCGCAGAAUUCACACUGGACUGAAACCAUACAGAUGCCCCGAAUGCGGCAAAGCCUUUAACCAGAGCUCACAUCUCAGCAGACAUCAGGUAAUCCAUACGAGAGAGAAACCUCACAAGUGUGACGAAUGUGGCAAGGUCUUCACACAAAAGUCAAGCCUUGUAAGUCACCGGAGAGUACACACUGGAGAGAAGCCUUACCAGUGUCCUGAGUGCGGCAAGGCGUUCAGUGUGUAUUCCAGUCUCACGUACCACCAGGUCGUCCACACGAGGGAGAAACCUUACAGAUGUAACGAAUGUGGCAAGGUCUUCAGUCAGAGCUCCAGCCUUCCGAGCCAUCGCAGAAUUCACACUGGAGAGAAACCAUACAAAUGUAACCAGUGCGGCAAAUCCUUCAUUCAUUGCUCAAACUUCAACAGACAUAAGAAAGUCCAUACAGGAGAGAAACCUUACAAAUGUAGUGAAUGUGGCAAGCUCUUCACUCAAAACUCAAGCCUCGUAAGUCAUACUCGGAGACUUCAUAUGAAGAAGUAACAUUACCAAUGUAACGAGCAGAUCAAAGCAUUUAUUAUAAGUUCAAGCAUGAAUUGAUGUCAGAAAGUCCAUACUAAAGAGAAAUUCUAUCAAUGUAAUUACGCGACAGAGGGGAUAUUCAGACUCCACAACUCACUGGACAUCAGUAUAUACAUCUUUGAUGAAAACCCAAGAAUGUAAUGUGCUUAUAAAGGCUUUUAUCCAUAGAUCAAAGCUACAAGGGGGAGGGUAUAGCUCAGUGGUUAGAGCAUAUGCUUAGCAUCACAAGGUCCUGGGUUCAAUCCCCAGGACCUCUAUUAAAAUAACUACAUAAACCUAAUUACCUACCUCCCCCCCCCUGAAAAUACAGAACAUCACAAAAUUCCUACUGGAGAGCAACCUUAGAAAUAUAAUGCAUGUGGGAAGGCUUUUUAUUAAACAUUCAUGCCUUUGAUGUCAUGAGAGCAUUUAUACUAGAGAGAAACCAGACCAAUUUACUGAAUCUAGAAAGGCCUGUAAGCAAGUGUUUCCCCCUGCCCAGGAUUCACCAAAGAAUUCCUAAUAGAAAGAAACCUUUUAAAUAUAAUGAGUGUUUUAAAUUUCUUCAUGACUUUUCACAACAGAAUUCACAGGAGAGCAUUCAGAUGAGGAAUAACUAAGUGUUAAGUUCUCCAGCUUUAACCUGAGAUAUUACAUACUACAGAAUAAUGAAAAGUCAAAAUAUGUGAAAACUUAGAUAGAUAGAUAGAUAGAUAGAUAGAUCUCAAAAGUAUAGAGAUAGGUCCUGAGAAUAUUAUCCUAUGGUUUCUUUUUCUAAAUCUCUUACAGCUUAAAGUACUAUGGUUUUACAUUUCCUAUUUAAAGCUGUGAUCAGUUUUGAGCUAAUAUUUGUACAGGUGUGAAGUUUUGGUGGAGUCUUUCAUGAUUUUUUUCCCUAGUAUGGAAAAUCAGUUGAUACAGUGUCAUUUUAAAAUUCUUUCUUCAUUCAGUUUUCUUGGUACCUUUGCAAAACUCGUUUGGGGCAGGGGGAGGGCAUAGCUGAGUGGUAGAGUGCAUGCUUAGCAUGCAAGAGGUCCUGGGUUCAAUCCCCAGUGCCUCCAUUAAAAAAAGAAAAAACGUAAUUACUGCCCCCACUCCACCCCCCAAAAAAACUCAGUUGAAAGUAUUUGUUGGGGCAGUUUCUGGGUUCUGUUCCAUUGGUCUGUAUGUCUCUCCACAAAUACCAGUCUUGAUUACUUCCUACCUUUCAAAAUUUUUUAUUUUAAUACCUUUAAUAAAGUUGCUUUUAUUCUUCUCCAGAUGUUUUAGCUAUUCCAAUUCCUUUGCCUUUCCAUAAAAAUUUUAGCAAAAUCUUGUUUGUGUCUACAAAAUAUCUUGAUAGAAAAUACAUUAAGCCUGUCUAUUGGUUUGCAAUCACUUGACAUCAUUUCUGUGUUACAUCUUCCAAUAAAUGGCUGUAGUAUGUAUGUA